GCCUGCCCGCCCGCCUGCGCGCCGUGCGGGCCGGCCUGCGCCCAGGGAGCGCGGAGGGCACCGGAGCAUGGCGCGGCCGGCGGCCGGGCGGCAGCUGCGCCCGGGGCCGGGGCCGCCGCCGCGGCUGCUGCUGCUGCUGGGCGUCCUCCUGCUGCGCGGCGGAGCGGCGGCGGCGGGGGCCGAGCCGUGCCAGGCGCCGCGGCAGUGGGAAGGGCGCACCGUGUUCUACGAGCACGGCUCGGGCCGCAACACGCGGGCCGCCGUCUCCUACGACGGCCCCAACCAGCGCCUCCGCAUCCUGGAGGAGAGGAAGGCGCUCAUCCCCUGCAAGAAGUUCUUUGAGUAUAUAUUACUCUACAAAGAUGCAGUGAUGUUUCAGAUUGAACAAGUUACGAAGCUUUGCUCGAAGAUAGCUCUGACAGAGCCAUGGGAUCCAUACGAUAUUCCUGCCAAUUCAACUUAUGAAGAUCAGUACUACAUUGGGGGACCUGGAGAUGAAGUUAUGGUACAGGAAUGGUCUGACAGAAAACCAGCCAGGAAAUUGGAAUCGUGGGUCGGCGUUUACACCGUCAAAGACUGUUACCCAGUACAGGAGACCUACACCAGGAACUACAGCGUGACAACCUCCACCCGCUUCUUCGACAUCCACCCGGGCAUCACAGACCCCUCCGUGUUCACCCCACCCAGCACCUGCCAGGCAGCCCAGCUGAUCAGGAUGAGAGAUGAGUGCUGAUCGUGGACACUGGCUGCCCUGGGCAAGCACAUAUUGGCCAAGAGGAUGGUUAUUAGUAGUCAGCUGUUGACAUCUGGUUUUUCAAGCUAAAUGUUGCUCUUUUAGGAAUUUGUAAGUUUUCACUUGAGAGCGAAUAUAAGCGUACAAUUGAGUAAAAUAUAUAAAACAAAAUACAUCUUUUGAUCACAUUAAUCUGCUCAGUGAUGCAUUUUCAGUAUUGUAUAGUUACCAUUAAGACAAUAUUUCUAAAUACUAUCUAUUUAAGGUUGAUUUUCCUUUUGCAAAGGUUUCAUUAUUUAUUUUUUCAAGAAGACAAAGCAUAAGCAGACAGCAGCAAUGGUACUGUCUAGAAGAAAAAGCUAAAUUUUGUUGUAGUUGUUGUUACUUCUGGAGACUUGAAGGGAAAGAUGACCUAAAACCUCAUCCCUAAGUGAAAAAUACAAUUUUAAACUAUCUGCAUCAAAAUUGUGUAAAUUUAUUAUUUUGGUUUUAUUUUGCUUUGUGUUCUGUUUUUUUUUCUUUCUUUUUCUUUCUGCUCUUCAGAAAGCUGGUAGUCAAUUUUUGAGCUAAGUUCUGUUCUUUCUGAAAAGAAACUGGUGUAGCUUUAUUCAUGUAAUGCUUGCUGGCAUGCAAAAAAUACUUUUCUGUUUCUUGGGAGAAUGGUGUGAAAGGAGGGGAAGGAGAGAGAGGUGCACCUUCAGAAAGAAGUAAGCCGAAGUUUUUAUGCGUCAUCCUUUUGGAGAGGGCUUCCAGUGGGAUGUGAUGAAGACAAUUUUCAGUCACAUUUUACUUAGCACUCGCUUUUCAAGGCAAUACUAGUUUUAACCUAUGCAAAGGGAUUAAAUGGUACUGCACUCUAAAUGGCUUUAAUGUUUUGUAACUACUUCCAACAGUCUUUACUCAGGGUGUGGAAACACCUUAAUAAUUCCAGGGAGAUUUGAAAACAGAAAAGCUGUUCUUGGUGCAUAGUUAGUAACGGCUGACUCAGCAUUCACACUGUGCCUGGUGGUCGGGAUGGAGAAAAAGACAGAGCCUGUUAUCUGUGAGGAGAGGCAGGAGAGAGGAAUGGGAGGCACAGGUUUUAGGUGUCCUCUGUGCGGUAUGGCAGCGAGGCACUGCGGCCUAAGCAGACAUGACAAUCUUGCCUUCUUUUUCACCCACUCCAUUGAUGCCUGUUUUAUUUGCUCUUUCAUCAGCACCUCAAAUCUUAUUAUCUCCACAUAACCAAAAAAGCACAGGGAGUGCACAUAUUUUGCAUUAGAAAAUUCCAAACCUUCAAAACCAAACCUUCAUGCACCUUUGAGGCUCUCAGAAGUGUGAUGGGUUUUGCACUUUUUCCAAAUGAGAUUAAUUGGUUUAUUCUGUAAGAUAUGCAUUUUAUUUAGUACUUGCAGAUAAAUUUAAAGACAGAUUCUUGUCCUCUUACACAUGUUGGGUAGUUGUUUGCUCCAGAAGUCAUCUGCUGCAAAUGAAUGUAAACACUGGGAAGUUUGGUGUCUCCAGAGGAGAGAUGCUGGGCAGGCUUUUAGUGCUUUAUAUACUCAUAGCUUUUUGUACGUAAGCAAGAGGGACAGUGGUUGUUUUUCUUUCACAGUUGUGGUCAGAAUGGCAUUUUACUUUGCCUCAUGCCUAAUGAAAGCACGUAUACAUACUGGUUAAAAUUCAGCUAGUUCAUUAAAAAUUUCUCUUGCAGAGGGCCAUUUCACUGAAACACUCUAGUAGAAAAAAGGAUUGGGUUUCCUUGAAUUUAGAGUGCAUUUAUUCUGUACUCGCCUUCUGUAUCUUUUGUGUGACACUCUAAAUGCUAACUGCAUAUUGUUCUCAUCAGGACAAUGAUUAACAUGCAUUUCUUAAUAUGUGUCUUGUUCAAAUCUGGAAAAUAUAAUAAAUCUGGCUGGCAAGCAUGAA
Molecule: messenger RNA, 2641 nt
Organism: Prinia subflava (tawny-flanked prinia)
Lineage: Eukaryota; Metazoa; Chordata; Aves; Passeriformes; Cisticolidae
Gene: EPDR1
Product: ependymin related 1
Exons: 3
Coding region: 68-733 (221 amino acids)
Biological process (GO): cell-matrix adhesion
Cellular component (GO): extracellular region; lysosome
Molecular function (GO): calcium ion binding
Source: RefSeq, a predicted model, not a curated record